This is a messenger RNA of Hypoxylon trugodes, 420 nucleotides long. RefSeq lists its product as uncharacterized. NCBI's taxonomy places the organism in Eukaryota, Fungi, Ascomycota, Sordariomycetes, Xylariales, Hypoxylaceae. The record is from RefSeq and is a predicted model, not a curated record. The transcript has a single exon. Bases 97 to 312 code for a protein of 71 amino acids.
GAAGUCGUCACCCCUCAAAGCACUUUUGAGUGCAAUCAUAUCAUACACGCUACAAACGCCUUUGCGACUGAUCAUAUACCCGGACUACGCGGCAAGAUGACGGGUGUUCUAAAGACCGCGACUAUGUUAAAACCAGGCCAGUUAUUCCGUACCACUCAAGGUUUUGUAUCGUGGUCGAACUCGCGCAAGGAGGGAGAAAAAGACCAUUUCAUGCAGACGCCGAUGAAAAACGGAGAUCCAGGCCAUAUUAUCCUAACCGGCAACUUUGCUCGCUCAGAAGCAAAAAAGGGGGUUAACAUGAUUGGGAACUAGGAUGAUACAUAUGUCGACCCUCUUCCCACCGCUCAUAUUCGCAACGUUAUACCGGAGGUCAUUGAUCCCUCCUGGGAGGACCCGCAGGGGUGGCAGGAUAAACAGGAG